CGGGAAAUGUCAUCAUUCAUCCUAAAUAGAGGAAACAGACUUUUAACAAUCAAUUCUUCUUCUCUCUGAGAGGUGAAACUAGAAAACUGUUGUUUCUGUUGUCUGCUGUUGGCGGCUUAAAUAGGCUCCACGUUUCGAAAAUAGUGAGACUCCACACGGCUUCUUUUUGAGAGAAUCCACAGGUACUUUCCUAUCGCGUUAUUUUUUUGCAACUCCCGUUUUUUUCUGGAUUGUUCUGGACUGAAGCAGUGCAUGCGGGACAUAAGGUCUGUUGUAUUCCUCUUAUCACGGUCUUGUUUUACCGUCUGAACGGAACAAUGAAGUUAGUUCUUUGUAGAUAGACGAUGACAGUGUGUCUGUGGUUGCUAGAAAUUUCCUUGCUCGUCUCGUAAAGGUUUUACAGCCUUGUUCCACAACUAUUUUCAAACAUUUGGCGGUUUAAAAUCCUGCUUUGGUGAUAUAGUUUUGUGUGGAUUUGAGGUGAGGAGUGGAGUUAAAUCUGCACGCGCGUCUUCCGGAAAGAGGCGCUGUCCUUGGUCCUGAAGUCAUCUCUACAACUUUACCAACUUCUCCAAGGGUUUUUACUCCAAACAGAGGUAUUUUAAAGGGACGCUUCGCAACAGCCGCUCCAGAAAGAGCUUAAUAUGGUAACUCCAACCAGAGUUCAUCUGCAAACUUUGGUAUUUUUUAUUUUUAUUGUCCAUCUUAGUCAGCCAGUAUGUGUCGAUGUCCCGUCGGGCACAGAAGCAGUCCUGGGGAAGUCUAUGAAGUUGACCUGCAUCGCCUGCUUGAAGCGAGAGGAGAUCAAAGCAAAGACACGUGUGGAUUGGUUCUACAUGCCAAACAAAGAAGAAUACAUGCCAUUCGACAAAACUCAUAUAUUCAAGUUUGAGGAUGAUGCUCCGCAGGAGGUGGACGGACCAUUUAAAGGUCGUGUGAGCUGGAACGGUAGCCAAGAUCUACAAGAUGUCUCCAUUCAAAUCCAUAAUAUCACCUACAAUGACAGCGGUGUCUAUGAGUGCCAUGUGUUUCGUGAGUUUCAAUUUGACUUCUUCACUCCAACCGUGUUCUUCGUCAGGGACAUCAACUUAAAGGUGAUAAAGCAAGCCAGUCCAGACCCCACAGCGCUCUACUCUGAGAUCAUGAUGUAUGUGCUGCUGGUGUUCUUGACCUUCUGGCUGCUGGUGGAAAUGAUCUACUGCUACAGAAAGAUCUCCAAAUCAGACGAGCAAGCCCAGGACACAGCGACAAACUACCUAGCCAUUCCCUCUGAGCAGAAAGCAAAACCCGCCGCUCCUGUUACCCAGUGAAAGUGGUUGUCAGUUACACGGUAUUAACCAAUCAGAAUGGGACUUCAUUCUCAUGUGAACAAGAAGAAUGGACCUAGAUUGAACCACAACGAUGUCCCUGUGAAGGAAUCAUAACUCCCUGUCAGACGUGGGACACCUGCCAACACAUCUCCCCUGUGUAUCGACUGAGUCUUGUGAAGAACCAGUCAAAUAUGUCCAAGUGCUCAAUUUUCCUCCUUUUCCUCCCAUUUCUUUUUUUAUACCUCCAUGCCAGGCAUCUGCAAUCAAGUGCUUUCACUAAUGCAGCAGGUGAAAGGACAAAUAAAUGUCACUGUCUUUGCACUUAUAAUCAAAUAAAACCAGCUUUGCUUCAUUUGGACCUGCCAGAGUCAAGAAAUGCUAAACAUUUAAUUUGUAGUUAGUGGUGCCUCUGUGAUUUUUUUUUUACCUUUAAACAGAAAAGAUCCCAAAAAGAUGCUGUCCUACUGCUGUUACAUACACAACUUAAACUGGCACUGUAGUACUGUGUUCAUUUUGUUUGUUACGAUUUUAUAGACCACAGUGACAUUUUGUGUCAGUUUUAUUUGUAUUGGCCAAUAUCUUUUUGAUGUAUUUUUAUGGAAAACAAUUUUAGUGCUUUUAUACUGUGUGGAUGUGCAUUCCUUUGUUUUCUGUUUGCAUCUUUACAACUACCAUGUAAUGAAACUGAUAUUGUAUGAAGUCACUUUAUCCCAGGUACUCUGUCUCACCUUGAGGUCUUUCCUAUACUGUAUGAAUCUUUUAUUUGUGUUCCUGUGUCAGCACUGAUGUAAAAGUGCAUCAAGUAAAGUUACUCUGAAGCUUUGACUGUUGCUGUUGUUUCACAGUAGCACUGCUGAGACUAAAUGUGUGCCUAAUUCUAUAGUCUAACACUGUAGAAAUGUUUAAACUGUGUGAUACAAUCAUACCACACCGCUCUUUGCCUA
Cheilinus undulatus (humphead wrasse) is the source of this 2254-nucleotide messenger RNA. It is a transcript of the gene scn3b, whose product is annotated as sodium channel, voltage-gated, type III, beta. Gene Ontology annotation, molecular function: sodium channel regulator activity. The transcript has 6 exons. NCBI's taxonomy places the organism in Eukaryota, Metazoa, Chordata, Actinopteri, Labriformes, Labridae. The record is from RefSeq and is a predicted model, not a curated record. Bases 645 to 1310 code for a protein of 221 amino acids. Gene Ontology annotation, cellular component: voltage-gated sodium channel complex. Gene Ontology annotation, biological process: ventricular cardiac muscle cell action potential; regulation of heart rate by cardiac conduction; sodium ion transport.